Messenger RNA from Ornithodoros turicata, 1920 nucleotides. RefSeq names its product sodium- and chloride-dependent glycine transporter 2-like. Bases 66 to 1802 code for a protein of 578 amino acids. Gene Ontology annotation, cellular component: plasma membrane. Gene Ontology annotation, biological process: sodium ion transmembrane transport. The record is from RefSeq and is a predicted model, not a curated record. The transcript is spliced from 14 exons. NCBI's taxonomy places the organism in Eukaryota, Metazoa, Arthropoda, Arachnida, Ixodida, Argasidae.
CGCGUGCAACGUGCUGCCACCGUCUCAAUCACCUCAGCGUUCAUGCUGGGCACCUUCGAUUCAGAAUGGGACAACAUUGGCAUGAUGGCUUUCAGUUCAUUAUGUGCUGCCUCUGCUACAACAUCAGCCCUUCCAAACUGGUUUACGUUCCCCAAUUGGUCUUCGAAUACGGCGGUGUUAACUUUUUCCUGGUAUAUGCCGUUGUUUGUGUGAUGAUGACGAUACCUAUGAUGCACCUACAAGUCAGCCUUGCGCAAUUUGCGAGUUCCGGCAACAGGGGUGUCCUGGAAAGCGUUCCUCUCCUCAGAGGUUUCGCGUACGCAAAAAUCGUUCUCGUAUGGUGGGGCUAUCUGCCACUGGGAGAGAGGCUGGCGUUCUCGUUGAUCUAUUUCGUGUACGCUUUCCAAACUGUGCCUCCUUGGAUGUCCUGUAGCGCUGCAGCUGAAAUAACAAAAGACUGCUUCGUUCGCAGCACCGAUAAGGUUGCAUGCCAUGAUGCAUGGUUGAACCUCGCGCACAGAUACAGGACGUCGAAUCUAAGUGAAGGCAUUGCAAUCAACCUCGACGAAAACACCGUAGUAGUGCCCAGACUCCUUUUCGAUGUUGCAGCGGAAUCUUGCGUGCGAGGACGACAUACAGCAGCAGAGUUGUUCUUCAGGUCUCGAAGCCAGUCGUCCGAAGAGAUCACUCUGUGGGCAGCAGUAACGUGGAUAUUGGUGUACAUGUUUUCGAGACCUGGAAUUGUCAACUGCGCUGAGAUUCUGCGUGCGUUUACCACGCUCUCCAUGACUGUUACUUCAAUCAUAGCUGUCCGCAUUGCGUUCCUCCCUGGCGCGUUCUCCAAUUUCCUCAGUGUGCUGGUCAAGUGGAAGGAAUUCUACAAUAUCAAGCUAUGGAGCGAUGUUAUAGAGGUUCAUCUUCACGAUGUUGGCAUCACGAGCAUGGUCCUCUACAGGAUCGCCUCAUACAACAAGUUUAGUAAUGAUUUUCGUUGGCAAAUCCAUACAAUCGUGGCAGUCGACCUCAUCGCGUGCCUCAUCGCUGCCUGGUUCUGUUCCGGCUUCGUGGGACACCUUGGGGAAGCUUUCGCUGUCCUCCCUACAUCCAUAUUCCGAUCAUCGACGGAUUUACUCUACGUCGUCGUUCCCGAAGUGAUGAGCAUGUGGAGUCUGCCUCGAAUCUGGUGUACCUUCUACUUCCUCUCUCUUCUUCUGCCUUACCUAAUAGUUCCGGUGAUUUUCACGGAGUCUGCCAUUGAAGUGUUCCUUUACGAGUGGCCUAAGCUGGAAAAAUACAAGCCAAUCCUUUGCGGCGGCAUCUAUACAGUCUUCUUUGCUGCUCAAUCGGGGUUCGCAGUCAAAGGAGGAUGGCGCCUCCUAGAUUUUCUCUCCUUCUUCGGAAGCGGCGCUGCUAUUACUGAAAUCACUCUGCUUGAAAUGGUGCUCAUUGUGCGACUCCAUGGCAUCAAGAGAAUCGACAUCUACUUCAAGGCAAUGGUGGGGUCCCCGCCGAACGCUUUCAUAAGAAUUUGUUGGACUUCACUAUUUCCUGCAGUACCUAUGGUCCUAAUUCUAGUGCGUCACGCCUUCUUCAGCGACGCCGACCACACCAAACCAUACAGCACGGCAAUAGGAAGUGUUGGACUUGUGGUGUCUUUCUCGGUUAUCAUUGUAUACAGCAUAGUAUUAUCCAAAGAAAACAAGUUCGACUGGACUGUACUGACGUCGCCAACCAUAAGGUGGCAUCCAAAGCAACGCCAAGAUCGAUUCACCUACAAAGAGCUCAUCGGUGAAGAUAUAUGACGACAAGGAGCGAAUGCUGGAUUCUUCUCCGGCGCAUAACCUUACAAACUGACAAGACAUGGAAAACUGAUAUUGUGAAAAAUAAAUAACGAGUCACCUCACCAGAGAUGCGUCGAGA